AUGAUGGGCACCUCCGGCACCGGCCACUUCCUCGCUCGGCGGGCUGCCGCGUACGCCGACGCCUUGGUGGCCGUACACCGGUCGUUUCCUGGCGGAGACGUAUUCGUCAACAUGGCCAGAGGCAGCUCCGGCCCCAAUUCCAGCAGCCCGGGCGGCCCACCGUUCCGAGCGGACGUUUCCGACCUCUACGGCGUCGCCUGUCCUCUGGAGCUGGAGACGGGCCCGGCCAAACCGGCCGACGCCAACGCCUCCGGCUCCCCCUGCGGCGCGACACCAAACACGGCCAUCGCCAUCCCACGAGGCGAGACGGACACCUGGCACCCGUGCUCCCGUGACGCGGCAAACCCCGCCCCCGACGGCCCAGGGAGUCCAGAACACGAAGCGGCACGAGCAAGGGUGAAGAAGAGACAGGCCCAGAACCGAGCAGCACAGCGCGCUUUCCGCCAACGCAAAGAGCGCAGGAUCAAGGACCUGGAGGACCGGGUGGCGGAGCUGGAAAGGACGACCAAGGAGACGGUGCUCGACAACAAGCGCCGGCGGCUGCGGCUGCGCGACUUGCUUGUGGAAAACCAGGUCCUGCGAGCGGCCCUGGCCGCGGACGCUCCCGCUUCUGCUCCCGCUCCUGGCCGGCGCUGCUCCGGCCGCGCAGUGCCCUCGUUGCGCUCGGAUCCGGCCAGCGCCGGCGGUCGGGUAGGUUGGCUUGAGAGCGACGCGGACCUCGGGGCCGGCGACGAGGCCAGGGGCAAGGAGAGGAGUGCGCGGGUCGGUCCUGCGCGCGGGCCGGGCGACGAGUCGACGGGGUGUCUUGCCUGGUCGGGCGUGUGUCGGCUUAUGCUGGCGGAGGACACUAUUGUCGGGCAGUUGAGGAGGCUGGAGAGCGCGACGGACGACCGUCUCCUCGGACAUGAAACUUGCGGGAGCGCCGAUCGCGCGAAUAGCCCGGGUUGUUGUUGA
Molecule: messenger RNA, 954 nt
Organism: Metarhizium album ARSEF 1941
Lineage: Eukaryota; Fungi; Ascomycota; Sordariomycetes; Hypocreales; Clavicipitaceae
Product: bZIP transcription factor, bZIP-1
Exons: 3
Coding region: 1-954 (317 amino acids)
Cellular component (GO): RNA polymerase II transcription regulator complex
Molecular function (GO): transcription cis-regulatory region binding; DNA-binding transcription activator activity, RNA polymerase II-specific
Source: RefSeq, a predicted model, not a curated record